Molecule: messenger RNA, 2916 nt
Organism: Hyphopichia burtonii NRRL Y-1933
Lineage: Eukaryota; Fungi; Ascomycota; Pichiomycetes; Serinales; Debaryomycetaceae
Gene: DIP2
Product: snoRNA-binding rRNA-processing protein
Exons: 1
Coding region: 1-2916 (971 amino acids)
Biological process (GO): maturation of SSU-rRNA
Cellular component (GO): Pwp2p-containing subcomplex of 90S preribosome; small-subunit processome
Molecular function (GO): protein binding; snoRNA binding
Source: RefSeq, a predicted model, not a curated record
AUGGUCAAGUCUUAUGAUCGUUAUGAGCAAGAAGAUAGCUUUGGUGUGAUUUCAGCACAAUCGAACAUAGUUUGGCUUCCACCAGCUGCAAAUCAAUCACUGAAAUCAAUUGGUAGAGCACUUUCGUCCGGGUUAGAAGAGAUUUUAGAAUGGGAUAUUAAAACUGGUGAAGUUAUGAAUAGAUUGAGAGAUGGUUUAACGCCAGGUGCUUCGAAUGCUCCAACAGCACUGGCUCCAGCAUCUGUAUCGUACUUAUGUUAUCACGAACAAACUAACAUUGUAGCAGCUGGAUAUCAAGAUGGGUCUAUAAAAAUUUGGGAUUUGACAUCAAGUUCAGUGAUGGCAACAUUUCAAGGUCAUAAAAGUUCAAUUUCUAUUUUAAAAUUUGAUAAUAGUGGUACAAGAUUAGUAUCUGGAUCAUCAGAUUCUUCAAUCAUUUUAUGGGAUUUAGUGAGUGAAGAAGGUUUAUUCAAAUUGAAAGGUCAUAAGGGACCAAUCACUGGUUUAUUAUUUUUAGAUGAAGAUCCUGAAUCUAAAGAAGUUGAUGAUUUAGAAGAUUUCUUAUUGAGUGUUUCUAAAGAUGGAUUAAUUAAAUUAUGGGAAUUGAAAACUAAACAAUGUAUAGAAACUCAUUUAGCUCAUUCCAAUGAAUGUUGGUCAUUGGGAAUUAAUAAAACCCAUGAUUUAGUGAUUACAAGUGGUAAUAAAGACCAAGUUAAAGUAUGGCAAGCUGACUUGAGUCAACCAGACGGUGAAAAAAUCAUCGAAAAGGGGUCAUUUGAAAAACAAAGUAAAUCCAGAUGUACAAAUAUUGAAUUUCAACAAGUGAAAGACUCAAAUGGUUCUAAUGAAAUUUUUUCAUUACAAAAUAGUGAUAGAACUGUCGAAAUCUUCCGUGUUAGAACAAUUGAUGAAAUAAAAAAGGGUAUAACUAAGAGAACCAAAAGAUUAAAAGAAAAAGGAUAUGAAGAUGAUGAAAUCUUACAAAACAUUAGAGAUUCAGAAAUAAGUAUGAUGAUUACCCCAUUCACCACAAUUAGAACUACAUCUAAGAUUAAGUCAAUUAAUUUUGUUAAUACCAAAUCAAAGAAACAAUUGGAUAUACUUAUAUCUUUAACUAAUAAUUCUAUUGAGUAUCAUAAUAUUCCAAUUCCUGAGCAAAUAAGAAAAGCAUCACCAGCCGAAUUAUAUUCGGUUAAACAGCAUUCCAUAGACUUAUUAGGACACAGAAAUGAUAUAAGGACUAUGGAUAUUUCUUCUGAUAAUAAAUUAUUAGCAACUGCAUCAAAUGGAGAAUUAAAAAUUUGGAAUAUCAAGACCAAAAAUGUUAUUAGAUCAUUCAUAUUAGAAAGUGGAUAUGCACUUUGUUGUAAAUUUUUACCAGGAGGUACAUUAGUUGUUGUUGGGUUUAAGAAUGGGGAUUUAGAACUUUACGAUUUAGCGACUUCAUCGAUUGUUGAUAAGAUUGAAAAAGCCCAUUCAAAUAAUAAUAAUGUUAAUGAUGAAAAUGGAUCAGCCAUUUGGUCAUUAGAUAUAACUCCAGAUGGUAAAACAUUAAUAACUGGUAGUAAUGAUAAAUCGGUUAAAUUUUGGAAUUUUAAACCAGAACAAGAAUUAAUACCAGGAACUAAUUCAUUCAUUACUAAGUUAAAAUUUAUUCAUCAUCAAACAUUAGAAUUAGAUGAAGAAAUUUUAUGUGUCAGAAUAUCACCAGAUUCAAGAUUAUUAGCAAUCUCAUUAUUGAAUAAUAAUGUUCAAGUUGUAUUUUUAGAUACAUUGAAAUUAUUUUUAACUCUUUAUGGGCAUAAAUUACCAGUAUUAUCAAUUGAUAUAUCAUUUGAUUCUAAGUUAAUUAUAACAUCAUCUGCAGAUAAAAAUGUUAAGAUUUGGGGGUUAGAUUUUGGUGAUUGUCAUAAAUCGAUUUUCGGGCAUCAAGAUUCAAUUAUGAAUGUUAAAUUCAUACCAGAAAGUCAUAAUUUUUUUUCAUCUGGUAAAGACGGAUUAAUUAAAUAUUGGGAUGGGGAUAAAUUUGAAUGUAUCCAAAAAUUACCAGCACAUCAACUGGAGGUAUGGUGUUUAGCAAUUAGUAGUGAUGGAUUAUUCAUGAUAUCAACAUCUCAUGAUCAUUCGAUUAGAUUAUGGUCAGCAACUAAUGAUCAAGUAUUCUUGGAAGAAGAACGAGAAAAAGAAAUGGAUGAGUUAUAUGAGAAUGAGUUGUUAGAUUCAUUAGAAAAUGAAGAAAAACCUAAAAAAGAUGAUGAAGAUGAAGAUGAAAGUGAAGAAGUCACCAAAGUCACCAAACAGACCAUGGAAACAUUGAAAGCUGGGGAAAAAUUAAUGGAAGCUCUUGAUAUAGGUAUUGAAGAUGUUGAAUCAACUGAAGAAUAUAUACAACAUUUAAAACAUUACCAACAGAAGAAGACUAAUAUUGCCCCAACCAAACCAACACCAAAUUCUAUUUUAAUUGCAUUUAAUGUUAGUGGACAAGAAUAUGUUUUGAAUACAAUUACCAAAAUCAAGUCAUCUCAAUUAGAAGAUGCUCUUUUAGUAUUACCGUUCUCCUACACAUUGAAAUUACUUAAAUUUAUUGAAAUAUGGACCAAUAAAGAUAAUAUCACUAGUAAUAUUGUUAAUAUUUCUUUAAUAUGCAAAAUAUUAUUCUUUGUUAUCAGAACCAAUGCAAAAGAAUUGAUUCAUCAAAAGGACCCUCAUUUAAAGAACCAAUUAAUAAAAGUUAAACAACAAUUAAGAGAUGAAUUAACCCAAGCUGCAAAUCAAUUAGGUUAUAAUACUCAAGGUUUAAAAUUUACUAGACAACAAUGGAAAUUGAACCAUGAAACUCAAUUCAUUGAUCAAGCCGAUCAAAAAGAUUUCGAUGACAAGAAAGCUCUCAAAAGAAGCUUCCCUACUGUUUAG